GAAAGAGUUGAGAUGCAUGUGGAUGCUCAAGUACCAAUGGAAGAGCAGAAUAGAGAAGCAGGCCCACCAAAGGAUGAAACAAUAAAGGUGUCACAUGUGUCUGAAAUGGUUGGCUUGCAUGACAAUGCUCAAGAACCAAAUGAAGAGAUAAAUGUUGAAUUCAACCUACCUAAUGGUAUGCAUGCAGUAGCUUUUAUUUUUAAAAAUCUUGAAAUAUACUUAGCCAACCAAAAUAAUCAAAAGAAGUUUGAAGUAGUCCAACAUCAAGGGGAUGCAAAAAGCGUAAUUGAAGUGUCAAAUGUACAUGUGAACUGCACAACUGGUGAUAUAAUGGACGUCCCUUAUCCUUAUUUUACUGAUUUAUGUCAAAAUGGAUAUUUAUGGAGAGUAAAAGCUCGAUUGGUAAGGAUGGUAGAAGUGACUAAUCCGCUUCUACCUUCCGUGACGCUUAGAUUGAUCUUACUUGAUGAACAGGGUCAUGCCAUGGAGGCCAUUGUAUGGCCCGAAGAAGUAGCCUACUUUAAAGAACAUCUUUACGAGGGUAGGGUCUACUUUUUAAAAUCUGUGGAGAUUAUGGAAGCUGAUGAAAAGUUUAAAUUAGUCCCGUACUGCUACAAGAUGUCUUUCACUGAUGACACAAGGGUAGAACACUACGUGUUCAAAUGUGAUAGAAUCCCUCUUCAUUGGGAUUUCAGUAUAAAAUUACGAGACAUCCACCAUUUCACCAACAAGUAUGAGCAAUUGAUAGAUGUGGUUGGAUUGGUUGUUAACGUCACAGAAUGUCGAAUUGCUGGAAAACGAAAUUCUAGGGUUAGAGAUGUGGUGUUACUUGACCCAAGUAUGACGUUUGUUCGGCUUUCUUUAUGGAAUGAAAUAGCAACAAGAGAAGGGACGCGUAUGCUUGAUGAUCUGAAUAGUAAUAAUAUUUUAUUUGCUACGGGAAUGAAGGUCGAAGACUUUGACGGUCCGUACCUUACCACUUGCAUGAAGAGCAAACUAUAUGUGAACCACUCAUUUCGUACUGAUGACAUUCCUAAAUGGUAUAAUGUAAAGAUGGUUGUGAAAGACUCCACUGGCUCAAUGGAGCUCUUGGUGAAGGACACAAGGGCGGAAUUUAUCUUGCGAUGUGUACCAUCCGAUUUGAAGAAGUUAAUGUUAAAGGAAAAUGGAGUGCAGAUACUUAAAAAAUAUCUUGAGCAAUUUUAUGGACGUGCGUAUGUGUUUAUUAUUCCUGCUCCACAACUUAUGUACCAUGAACAUUGUGCCUCUGUGGUAACCUUCGUGUUAAAAGUUGAUUGGUCAGAAGAAUGUUUGCACAUUUCCAAAGAAAUGUCGAGGACUGGCAAAGAACCAAUGAGAUUAUCGUGAAAACAUCGUUGUUAAAGCAUUGUGGAAUGGUCCAAUAACAUUUUAGUCAAUUUAACUUUAUUGGAUUUUUAUUACGCGUGUUGCGUGAUUUAUGAAUUUUCAACAAAUUUUACCUAUGCUUUGCUUAUUUUAUUUUAUAUGAAUUUACUUUG
This is a messenger RNA of Rhododendron vialii, 1520 nucleotides long. Its product is annotated as replication protein A 70 kDa DNA-binding subunit D-like. The record is from RefSeq and is a predicted model, not a curated record. The coding region runs from base 13 to 1368 and encodes 451 amino acids. Lineage: Eukaryota; Viridiplantae; Streptophyta; Magnoliopsida; Ericales; Ericaceae. The transcript has 10 exons.